CGUACUAUCCAUAUUUUUUUGAUAUUUUAUAAUAAAUUAGUAAAAGUCACAUUAUAUCAAAUAAUUCAAUCUUCGAAUAAUUUGACUAAAAGCACAUUUACUAAUCGUCGUCUUUCCACAGAGUUCUCGUCGAGCAAAACGGAUAACGGCAACGAGACCUGGAAGGAGAAAACUCGCGGAUUGAACACGGGCGCAUCGCCGGCCACGACAUCGAUGGACGUGUCGUCGUCCCCGAACUCGUCGUCGUCCUCGUCGCCGUCGAACGCACGAGCGAACACGUCGUCGUCGACGUCGACGACAAACGCGGCGCCGACGACGACGAACGCGGGCGCGACGACGACGACGACGAGCGCAGGCGGCACAUUGACCCGCAGCUCCUCGGGAUCGCCGGCCUCCCGGAACGCCGGUGGCGGCGCGAACACCACGUCCAACGCCGGCGCAAUGUCGGCGCCGAGCGGCCGUCAGGCCCCGAAGCGACGUAUGCGACGUCGCGCCACGUCGCAGUCCCAGGAUCCAGCCGAGCAGCUGACGGAGAUGUCGGUGCGCGGCUUAAAUCUCUUCCGUUACGCUUCCAUCAGCGAGGGUGUCUAUCAGUGCACCGAGUGUGCCAAGCUCGACAUCCAGAAGACGUUUAAGAACAAGUACAGCUUCCAGCGGCACGCCUUCCUCUACCACGAGGGCCAUCAGCGCAAGGUGUUCCCCUGUCCGGUAUGCGCCAAGGAGUUCUCGCGGCCCGACAAGAUGAAAAACCACAUGAAGACCGUGCAUGACUGCUUCAUGCCCAAGGACUGCGUCAUGCCCUUCAGUUUCUUUCUGCCUGGUGGGCCUUAGCGGGCGGGGCGAGGGCGAGGUGGGCUGCCGAUCGGCCCGGCGGCGGUUCAGAGGCACGCGAGGAGGAUCGGUGCCACCGCGGCACCCAGGACCACGGCCGCGGCGGCCAGGACGACGACCUUCAGGCGCGGCAGUCGUUCCUGAACGGCGUUCGGUAACGGCGGGUGAAUAGAGUCAAUUUCCAAGGACUGCGAAAUCUAAAAGCAGAUACAACGUGCGGCACAAUUAGUUGGAAAAAAUUUAACUUUUAUUUUUUGUCAAUAUAGAGAAAAAAAUUGAUCUUAUACUAAUUAUAAAUAUGAUUAUAUAUAAUUAUACGGAAUAUUUUUGAUGUUCGGUCAAGACCAUAGAUUCCUCUACUUGCCUCAUGCCUGCGUGCAUGUGUCGAGUUUACUUCAAUAAGCAAAAUAAUUAAAUAUAAUCAUUUAUUCUUUAUAUCAAAGUUUAUUAACACAUUUUAAGCAGUGUUCUCUUGGUUUCGAAGCUGUACACAAGUAUUUAUGCACCUCAUUUGUGGGUGCUUGAUUUGAGAAAUUAUUCAACUUGCAAUAACUCGGUUAAUAUUAAAAAUACUGUAAAGGACUUCGAUUGAGUUUCUUAUGUAGAAUAUGCGAUUUUUUUAUGACAUACAUCAAUCAAACAUUCUGUAUAUAAUUAUACAUGUAUAUACAUAUGUAUGUGUAUACACUUAUA
Messenger RNA from Temnothorax curvispinosus, 1524 nucleotides. RefSeq names its product protein tramtrack, alpha isoform-like. The annotation marks the transcript as partial. The record is from RefSeq and is a predicted model, not a curated record. Lineage: Eukaryota; Metazoa; Arthropoda; Insecta; Hymenoptera; Formicidae. The transcript has a single exon.